CCCACAGCCCACUGUUGAAGUUAAAUCUCGUCCACCAGUUGUUGGAAGAAGUUUGCUUGAAUCAUGGUUUUCGAUAUCAAGAAUAAAAUUGCUUUAAUUACCGGGGGUGCAGCUGGAAUUGGCUUGGCUUACGCCAAAGAACUUCUCCGAAACGGUGUUAAGGCUGUCACAAUUGCCGAUGUCGACGCAUCCAAAGGCGAACAAGCGGCCAAAAACCUUAACGCCGAAUUCGGUGGUAAUAAAGUGAUUUUUGUGCAAACCGACGUAACUAAAGCAGACCAGUUAGAAGCUGCAUUCAAAACCACUAUAAGCACUUGGAAAAGCCUUGAUAUUGUUAUAAACAAUGCUGGGAUUAUGAAUGAUGCCAAUUGGGAGCUCCAGAUUGCAAUCAACUGCAACCACGUGGUGCGUGGCAGCCUCCUCGCCAUCCAGUACAUGGGUAAAAACCAUGGCGGCAAAGGAGGCGUCGUCGUCAACAUCGCCUCAAUUUUGGGCUUGCAAGAGCUCGCCGGAUGUCCCAUUUACGUGGGCACGAAACACUUCGUCGUUGGUCUCGACCGUUCUUUCGGCACCCCAUUUUUCCACAAUCUCACUGGUAUACAAUUCUUGACCAUGUGCCCGGGAGUUACAGACACUCCUUUGAUUUCCGAAGCUGGCAAAGUUGCACUACAAGGAAUGGGAAACAUUGCCAAGGAACUUGUUGAAGGACUUGGAUCAUUGCCAAAACAAGCACCCGAAAAUGUGGCCAAAGGAAUGAUUACUUUAAUCACGAAAGGCGAAAAUGGAAGUGUGUGGGUGGCUGAGGGUGGGGAACCCAUUUAUGAAGUGAAAAUCCCUCAAAGACAAACUCUGAGAAAAUAAAGAAAGUGGAGUCGAGAAGAGAAUCUAUAUAAAAGUGCACACCUACAUGUAUAUCUUGCGUUGUAUGCAAUUGAUCUGUAUUUGUAUUUGUUGUUCGUAAAUUUCAUUCAUAAUAAAUAUUUACCACUAAAA
Molecule: messenger RNA, 993 nt
Organism: Tribolium madens (black flour beetle)
Lineage: Eukaryota; Metazoa; Arthropoda; Insecta; Coleoptera; Tenebrionidae
Product: 15-hydroxyprostaglandin dehydrogenase [NAD(+)]-like
Exons: 5
Coding region: 64-861 (265 amino acids)
Cellular component (GO): cytoplasm
Molecular function (GO): oxidoreductase activity, acting on the CH-OH group of donors, NAD or NADP as acceptor
Source: RefSeq, a predicted model, not a curated record